Messenger RNA from Amoebophrya sp. A120, 8489 nucleotides. The record is from the annotation of a GenBank genome assembly. NCBI's taxonomy places the organism in Eukaryota, Dinophyceae, Syndiniales, Amoebophryaceae.
AGUUCGCUCUGCUACUGCUUUUGCUUAAUUUCAAACUUCAAGUAUUGUUUUGUUCACCUAUCCUACGUUUCCUGGAUUCUUGAACCUAUAGCAUUUGAUUUUGCAUUGCAUAGUAAAAGUACCUGUUAUUUCUAACUCUCUUCAAGCAUCGCCGGUCCUCGAGGCCGGCUCAUCCUUCUUCGAGUAACUAGUUAAAUCACAAUUAAAUCACAAAUUUUUUAUCACGAACUAUAGUAUCAAUGAGCAAACAAAGGCUCGGGUGUACAAUUAUUUUCGACAUGAUCUGUAAGAUGAAAGGUUAUGGUAAAAAUUGCAAAAAAAUGACAAUCCUGCGUUCACAAAAAUCCUGUUGGUCGGCAGGGGUGGCGGUUUUCUACUUAUUGGGAUCAUUUGUAAUCUUGUCCAUCUGCUUGCAAAGUGGUGGACAGUUGCAAGCUGUUUCGGGGGCGGCCCUGAGCCUUCAAGGAGAACGUGCUACUGCUACUGAACAAGAAAAUACUAUCAUAGGGAGGAACGAGAAGAAACUGAACAUUGUUUUUGCCGGCGGCUUUCUGGAUACGGAAAUGAUGCAAGCGAUCUUGCCGAUGAAGGUGCUAAGCGAGCACUUUGCGGACAAGACGAAUGUGUUUUUUCUGAAUUUCUCCCCCUUGCUGGCCGCACGAGUGGAAAAAAGUGCCCCCAACGUGGUUCACAUUGUCGGCCCGGAAGCGGAAAAAGAGCACUGGCUGGGGGCCCCCGGCAACACGAGGACGGUAACGCCCACCCUGCGACGGUGGCUUCUGCUACGAAAGUGCACCACUCCCCCUCCCACUCAUUUGGAUUUGUAUUGCAUAAUACCGGUUCUUUUGCAUCACUAAUUUGAUGCACAGGUGGAGUGUCACAGGAGUGUAGUGCUAUUUCAUUUGGACUGCCAGAACUUGUCAUGCAGACAGAGCCAAGAGGAAGAGGCAAGGCAGUGAUUACAUUAGGUAUUUUGCAUGACAAAUGAGGGGGACGAGGGGGAGUUGUGCACUCUCAUAUCUGCAGGUGGUGAAGGAGAAGAUGGAAAAUCGAGUCGACUACUGGAUUAUCAGAUACAAAUAUGUCUGGGUCUGGCAGAUUCUAAACUUGUGAUGCUGUCUCUGGAUUCGAAAAAAAUUUGCAUUCCAUGACCAGCAAGAGGACCACUCUAGUUUGUGCCACGCGGAGAGGGCGUUCUUUCUCAUGCGGAAAAAUACUAGCCAUUAGUAAACCCUCUAAAGAUUUGUGAUGCUAGGGCAUGCAUUACAGCAGACAUCAUGGGUUUUCAUGAAAAAUAUGCUUGAUGACAACCAUGGAAAAAUAAAUCUUCCAGAUCCAGAUCGAGGUUUGUAGUUGAUAUGGGUCGCGGACUGGAUCUCCCCCUUUCCCGAGUUUGCGUCCGAGACCUUUUCACCCGACCAGGUGGCGCAGUCCGUGUGGUUCGGAAACUCCGAGAAGCACGCGAUGAGCAUAGAUAGCCGGGCGGCAGCGCAGCCGGGGGGGUGGAACGGCCCCUGGCGCGGGCAAAAUCGGUACGUCGAGUGGGUGCCGGCCGUUACCGCAGACGCCACGUCCCUCCCCUCCUUGCGAACCGAGGGCGCCGCCGACGUUCACGUUGAAGUAGAUCAAGAUGAAGGUUUAGUUGGAGCACGCCAGCACAGAAAGAAAACUGCACCGCGUGUCGUGGGGCGUGUUUUUCCCCUACACGACGACGGGGCAGAUAGCAGGCCAUUUACCGCCUUGUUCUCUUCUACUUCCGGCAAGAAGUUGCAACCGGCCGGUUGGCGCCCGCCGUCAGUUGUUCGUCCCAGAGGGCAACAAGAAGUAGACCAUGAUCUUGAAGUAGAUCACUGUGCAACGUACCAACAUCAACCGGACGUUGGGAUGCAUAAGUACCUGCGCGAAAUCGAAUUGGCCGCGGACGGGCGAAAAAUCGUGUAUUUCUCCUUGGGAACGCUUUUUGACGUGGAUCAACGCACUUGGGAUGCCAUCCUUGCGGAUUUGACGCGACUGAACGCGACCGAAUACUACGUGGUUCUUCGUCUUUCCUUGAAAAUGCAAGCUCCAGAGGAUGAACAAGCUGCGGAAAACAAAUUGUUCCCCAACAUGCGACUCGAGAGGAACCUGAUCGACCAGGCCGCGUUUCUGUGCUAUUUCGGUGCGAUGAGCAGGUCGAAUGAUAGUAAAAAUUCCGGAAUGCACCCCCGCUUUGUUUUUGUGUCCCACUGCGGAAUGUCGAGCGUCAACGAAGCCCUGCAAGCGCGGGUGCCGCUUGUCGGACUGCCCUAUCAGAACGAACAAACGCUGAACGCGACGGCUCUCGCGCGCGCCAAGGUGGGCGUCUAUGUUAAGAGCGCACACCACAUUCUGAUGGGUCGUCGUGGUUCUACUGCUGAUGGUCGUGGUCCGCAGAGUGAACAAGAUGAACUGAACUGGUACUACGAGAGGAACCUUCUUACACCUGAUGCGCUUGUGGCUACAUCCAUCACGGACGGGAUCGGUUUGCUGGUGGGUGGUGGCCCUCGUCACGAUGGGCAGCCGGUGAUGAAUUUUGAAAGACUGGAAGCGGCGAUGCUCGCCCUGCAAGCAAGGAUGCGCGCCGAGGCCUUCGACCCCACGCGUGCCGCAGAGCUCAUGUUGCACAUUGCGCGAACCAAGCUCAAUUGGAGAAAAUCCCUACGACACAUCGCUCGCAACGAGGACCACGCCGAAGAACUUCAUCAUGUGGUGCCCACCAGCGGCGCUUCGGCCGCAAGAACAUUUUCUUCUGCUGCGACUUCUGCGACUGACCCCUUCGUCAAAUUAAAACCCAAGCUGGAGCAAAUUGCAGCCCUUCUUGCUUCGCGCCGCAAAAGGAAAAGUCGUCCUCUCACGGAAGAGGUGCGCAGCCUUUUUAUUCAAAAGAAAACGAACAGCUUCACAGACAGGCUGACGAGAGGAAAAGCAGGACCUGAGAAGAAACAUUCCAUUUUAGUAGAGGCCAAGAAAGAAGUUCAAGUAGAGCCCCUGGACACACUUUUCGCCGCCAGCUGCGCGAGUACACACUUAAAGGAAAAAAUAGAAAAAGACGCGGAUGCUGGAUUUGUGGGGGAUCUGAACCGAGCUUGUCACGGCUUUUUGAAGAACCCGUCUGAGGUUACUGCCAUGUAUGGGCAGCGGGACACAAUGGAGAAUCAAAUCCCGAGACGGUUGGUACAGACUGCUUUUUUCAAGGACGAGAGCAACUGCACUCGGGAAGAGUUUUAUGCUUUCUUCCAGUGCAAAGACCCGGUGAUGAACGAGGGACGGAAAAUAUGGCAGGCGUUGAACCCCGACUUUGAGCUCGCCUUUUUCAACCUAGACGAGGCCCGGCAGUACCUUUCCGAACACUACCAGCCGCGGGUUCUCCGCGCUUUCGACUCGGUAGAGCCCAACCAGAUGAAGUCGGACUUUUUCCGGCUUUUGACACUGUACCGGCACGGGGGCGUGUACAUGGACCACAAGAUCGCCCCGGUACAAGCUUGGGACGCUAUCCUGGAAACGGCCUUUCAGGGAACGAAAAAGUUUCGGAAGCCCUUUGUGGAGUAUCACGCCAAAGAAGUGCCGGAAGUCGGCAAAAAAAUCUUCGAGAAGCGGCGCUCAGAGAUGACAUCCAGGCAUGAUGUGGGUUUCCUCGGCGGUUGUCAAGAUUUUGGCUGGAUUAACGGCAGUAAAGAAGAAAACCCCGCGGGGAUACAGUUCUCCCAGCCCGAGGGCUUGAUGAACGCUUUUCUCGCUGCGAAGCCGGGCAACGAGCUGGUGGGCGAUCUGCUGUAUGUCCUGCUGGCGAAUUUGGAAGCGAAAUACCACGGCCGCACGCCGUUCGACCCCACUGGGCCAACCGGGCUGUGGACCGCUCUCCUGAGGGCGCCGGAGUUGGUGGUGGAGGAGAAUGGAACUACGGGUGCACCAGCGGCCGGUGAUCCUCCUGCUCCGAUGAAAAGCUUAAAGCUGGCGCGGCUCUCCCCGGAGGAGUGGACGAAUGUGUGGGAAGGGAUUCCCUCUAAAAAGUUUCCGUUUACAGUUACACCAGAGCUGGUGCCGACAGACGACGACUUGCCGCUUCACCUGGGUCGGAUUAUCAAAUGCACAUAUGCCUGGGUCUGGAAACUUGUGAUGCAAGCCAGGGAAUGCAAGUUUUUGAGCUGCUAUGUGUAGCGUAUUCCGCAUCGCAGACUGCGCGUUUGCACCGCAGACAAAACGAUCUUUUUGCAUCUACGCAUGACAGAGUUUCGAGUCAUGGCAGACAAGCAUGACAAAUCUGGCAAUCUUCCAGACCCAGACAUAUUUGCGAUGCAUACGGAUUCCCUGCGAGCAAUACCAGGGGGGCGUGGGGUAUUGUGAGGAAAAAUCCCCCCUCCCCAUAUCGAAAAGGCGUGCUUUUCAAAAUUUGCGAUGCUGAUUUGUGGUUACAAAUCGAGUCUGUCUUGCAAGAGAGCAAAGCCAGGGCCUCCGCUGCAUUUCGCAGCCGAUUUGUAAUGCUGCUACGCUACGAGGGAAGACGUCUGCCAUGCUGAGUACCUACACCAAGCCACACCUUUCCGGGCUUUGUAUGUAUCUGUCUGCAGUCCUCCACCACAACACAAAUUUGUGUGCGCAAAUCCUGCAUCACAGAUUUCCAUUUCGAUAUGGGGAGGGGGGAUUUUUCCUUUUGAUAUGGGGGGCGCGGCCUUUAUCCUGUUUGACAUUAACACUAAUACCUGGUUCGCGAAUCGCGGCGACGCGCAGAAAUUCAAGAGCGGAGACUUCGAUCAUGAUCCAGUGCAGAUAUCAACAGCAAAAAUCCGCCCUCCUUUCAUCAAAAUGGAAAUCUGUGAUGCAGAUUUGUGGCCACAAAUCAGCUCAAUGCAGAAUAAACGAAAAAAAUUGUCUUGCAGAAUAAACGAAGUGGAGGUGCAUGCUAGGCCUGUUUGGGUUCCUUGAAAGAUGUCUAGCUCUUUCGCGUGAAGUACGUUGCUGCUGUAGGCUAAAACGCAUUUUUACAUAAUAUGGAAUGGGGUCAUAUGGCCUGCUCAGUGUGUCGCCUCGCUUUUGCUUCCCAAGUAAGUAUGCAAUGCAGAGGCAUUUGCGCCGUGCACGACAAAUCAGCGGCACAGCCUUCCUUGUGGUCCACGUUUUCGAUGGGGGGAGGGGAAAUUUUUCCUUUUGAUAGCAGAAGGCCAGCCUUCAGCUCGUAAAGAAGGUCUGGAAGGGAGGCGCCGGGGAAGGAUGGAAGUGCACCAACAGGAGGGACGGGUUAUUUGCAGGGAAUGGCAGCAAGCGAGUGCGAGAGCUCCGCGGUACCAACUACGUGGAAAUGUGGAACAACCGGGGUUUUUACAAAAGUGAAGAUGCUGAAGUUGUACUUCCCGCUCCUCUUUUUCCCGCUUACAAAAGAGAAGACCGACAACUUCCUCAACUCUUGCCAGCUACAGAGCCGUAUCCUGUGCAGAUGCAGGCCGCGCGGCAAACUUAUCAAAUGCAAAAAUGUCUGGGUCUGGAACAAAGGAAAUUGUCAUGCUAAAUCUGAAUCAUGUAAAAAUCUGUGUUGCAUGAUUACCACAAGCUGUCCACUUUUGACCUAAAAAUCCAGAGGCAGUUUCUCAUGCAGCAGGAUAGGCCGCAUGAUAGAACUCUCACAGAUGAAUCUGUCAAGCUAUGUCCUACAUACCAGACCUCAUGGGUCAUGGAGAACCUGCGUGACAAGUCUGGCACUGUUUUAGUUCCUGACAUUUUUGCAUUUGAGAAAACUGAUUCUAGCCGCCCAACUUGCCCACCCGAGGCACCGAAAGUGUAUGUCUAUCCUCUUCUAUGCAAGAAAAAAACUGUGUAAGUGUAACUCUGUAAUGCAGAACAUGCAACAGAGUUACACGUGUCAUGCCAGACACCCAUGAAGUCCUCUUUUCCUGUGUAUUUUCCCUUACAACCCACGCAUGACAGGUUUUCUCUGUCAUGUAGAGCAAAUUUGUAAUGCUGUCAACCAAAGAAAGUUACACUAACACAGUUUUCUUCUUGGAUAUCUUCCGGACAAGGUGCAGUUGCCGAAUGGGCGUACGAUCGUUUGGCGGGAGGACGCUUACUGCGAAAGAGCGCAUCCGUCUGGCUCGGCCGGGGAACGCGAUUGUGUUUUUGGUCCGGAGUUCUCAGUCACGAUCGACGCUGCACUCGUCCCGCUGCAAGAAACGACGAAAGUGACGCUUCGCAGCACUGACCAGUUUCGCAUGGGCCGCAUCUUCCAGUCGCGCCUGACGCGCACGGCUUGCCAAGUGGCUGAUGCUACACACGCCGAUGUUUUUUUCGUGCCUAUCUGGCGUGAGAAUUACAAGCCCGACCCGGCCGAGUGCCCAACCGCAGCGGAAGUUUUGAGGGCUCUCCCCUACUUGUCGGAUAAUACGGCGCGCCAGCACUUUCUGAUGUCUCCGCGAGUCGGGGGGCUUUCCGGCGAUGAUGUCUGCGAUUUUUGGAAAAGCGACGAGCCGCUGAUUCAGAAAAUCAGAAAGCUGGCCCUGGAAGACGAAUAUGCUCUCGGGGGGAAUCGGCCGGAGCGUGCUAUUCCGUAUCCGACCCUUGGCGCCGGUUUGACCAAUACGCAACUGGAUCACCUGUUCACCAUCGUCGACGCAACGCAGCAAACCGGCCGCCCUUCUCUGGUCAUGGCCGCACUUGGAAAACGGGCUCCUGGCCAUGCCGCUGCGGGCGUCCGCGACCUCUGGAAUGCACAGUGCAGGGACCACAGCGACGAUUGCGUUGCGGUGGAUCCCACGGUGGAAGGCAUGCUCCCAGGGUUGGUCAAAGCCAUGCUCCGUUCCACGUUCUGCCUGCAGCCGGAGGGAGACACUCCCUCUCGCAAGGGUAUGCUGGACAGCUUGGCGCUGGGGUGUAUUCCAGUGCUUUCGUCCGAGAAGCAGCAGAAGCUGUGGCGGUGGCACCUGGGAAAUUAUAACUGGAAGGACUUUUCUGUGCUGGCGCCAGGUUCUUUGCUGGCGCCAGGUUCCUCUUCCACCACCGUGGUCGAGUUCCUGCGCGCGAUAGGCGCGGACACAGUCAAAGAACUGCAGGCCGCCGGACGGAUUGCGCGGACGAGGUUCCUAUCGAAUGCAAAUCUGUCUGGGUCUGGGAGAUUGCCGCGAAAUAAUUAAUUUGUCAUGCUUGCGUGGCAUGCGCAUGACUCUGAACAAGGCUGGAGUGCGUGGUCGCAAUGAAGAUCUCCUCUUGCCUGUCAUGCAAAAACGCUGUUUCUCAUGCGGAGUACGCAACUGAGAACCAUGGAAAAACUUGUCAUGCUUGGCAGCACAUGACAGUGCGCUCCCUGCUUGGCAGCGCAUGACAGUACGCUCCCUAUCCCCCUCCUUGCAUCACAAGUUCCCAGACCCAGACAUAUUUGCAGUCGAUAGUUCCUCACGCGUUGGUCGGACGCCGACUCCUCGAGCGAUGCAAUUGCGGUCACGUUGGAAGUAUCCUGUGCAGCAAAAGUAUCGUACUACUCAGUAGGAAUAGCAUAUACAAUUUUUCCAUAAAGGAAAUAAAAGUAAAAUUUGUCAUGCUGAAUUAUGCUAAGAAAGAACCACAGAUGUACUGCAAUUAGUACGACGAGUACGAUACUUUUGCAGUGCAUAGGAAGCCAUACAGGAUGGUCAAUGAGGAAGCUGCUGCUCACCAGUACGAUUGAGUUAUUCAUCAAAGACAACACCACAUAAACGUAGAGUAAUGGAAAUUUAAGUUAUAGCUUCGAUUGUUUUUUUUUAUUGACUUUGUGCUCUUCAAAAAAGUUCAUUUUCAUUUGUUUCCUUAUUUGUUAUUCAUAGCCUGCUAAGUAUGUUGAUCGCGGCGAUCACGCUAUAUCAGAGCAAUCCUCUUGCAUGAUCGUCGUCAUCAUAUUUAGGCCGUGACUUGGCAUCUAGAGCAGUCAUUUUGAUUCACAAAAAAUGUUUACACGGGCUCACAAAAAAAUGUCAACUUCGAUAGUUGACACUCGACCGUCGGUCUUGUGCCUCCUGCAAAAUUUCCAUAAACCAUACUAUACUUCUAGUAUUACAAUUAAAGACAAAGAUGAUAAGCCUCUUGACUGAGUGGGCGUAGUUGUAUGAUCACGAUGAAGCACCAAAAAAACAAGUAGAAUUGUAUGAUGUUGAAGCACCAGCGUAGUUGUAUGAUACACAGUAAAGUACCAAAAGUGGCUUGAUCACGAUGGAUUUUCUAGGGCCUUGAACCUUUGAUGCCAUGCCCGGGCACGGAAAGAAAGAAAGCACCAAAAAAACAAGUAGAAGUGUAUGAUGAAGCACCAAUGCAAACUUCAAAGUCCUCUCUGGGAUAUUGUAUAUAGUACUUUCUUCUGCUCGUUUGAAGCUUAGCAGCAGGCAGCAAGAAAAUGAGUAGAGCACGGAGCAACUACUGCUUGUCGUGGUUGUGUUUGACUGGGCGAAGCUGCAUUUGGAUUUUGGAUUUGGAUGAGCAAGCUGCAGUUUCUCGUUGAUGAUGUCUCGCGUCGAAAG